Molecule: messenger RNA, 761 nt
Organism: Prorocentrum cordatum
Lineage: Eukaryota; Dinophyceae; Prorocentrales; Prorocentraceae
Source: the annotation of a GenBank genome assembly
GCACUCGGGCUGCAAGACCCAUGGCCACAGCGGACGCGGAGAAAGCGAAGGAGGCGGCGUCGGAGGCGCCUGCCGUGGAGCCCGCCAAGGAUACUUCGGCGGACGCCUCGAAGGCGCCCGCUGUGGAGCCAGCCAAGGACGCGGCGGCUCCGGAAAAGAAGGCGACGCCGUCGGAGCCUUCCAAGGAGCAGCCCGCUGCCAAGAGGCUGAAGCCAACCCCAGCAGAACCAGCGACGGUGAGGAAACAGAUCGAGUACUACUUGAGCGACGAGAACCUCAAGUACGACAAAUUCUUCAGUGAGAAAAUGGCUGCAGACAAGGAUGGGUGGCUUGACGUGAACUUAGUGCUCAGCUGCAACAAGAUGAAGGCAAUGGCCGCCACCAAGGAGGAUGUCAUGGCCGCGUUGAAGGACUCCAAGAUAGAGGUCCGGGAGGACGGCCUCGCUCUGCGCCGCCCGGGCAACGCGCCGCUCCCCAAGCUCGAGCAGCGGCCCGUGCACCAGAAGAAGAGCUCCAUCCACGCCCACGACGGCGGGGUGAUUGCGUGCCUGAGCGGCAUUCCCGAGGAGCAGAGCUGGAUGCAGAUGAAGGAGAAGUUGAAGGAGAAGCUGCCUCCAAAGGUGCAGCUCUGGUUUGUCAGCGAGGUAAACGACAAGCACCAGUGCGUUGUCGCCACCUCGCCGUUCGAGGGCGACAUCAAGUUUUUCGAGGAGCUCGAGCUGGAGGCUGGGGGCAUCAAGCUGAAGUCGGAGGUGGUCUGA